AUGGCAUCCAGGGAAACAACACCUUCAGAUCUGGGUGAAGAUCUCCAGCCCAUCAGGUUCCCAGCAUAUGUCAGAAAGGCAUUCAGAUUGGAUUCUGUCAGAACACCAGGGGGGCUGAACAUCCAAUUUGAGCAACUCCUUUUAGAAGGCAAGAAUGAUGAUGGCAGAUAUUACAAGCUUGAUACUGCAGACAUGAAAACCAACCUGUCUGGUGAUGAUGCAGGCAUCUCCCUCCACAGGGACUUUGACUCUAUCAUUGGGUUCUAUCAGGGGUUGCCAUUAUUCGACAGUGUGGAGCUUUCCCUUGUCCCUCGUCCUAUGGAUUCUCUCUCUGGUUCCACCAAUCUGCAUGUGAAGCUUCCAGAUCAUCUAUUCGAGAUUAACUGUGAACCUGGGGACCAUGUGACAGCACCAAAUAAGAUUGCCAACUAUUGCCUUGGCAAUUAUUCAAAAAAUGGCCUCAUUAGAAUUUUUUUCCCAUACUUCACCCCUUCCACAACCCCACCUGGCCCAACCCACACAAAUAACACCAACAACUCCAACAAUACCGACAAUGACAACGAUGGCAACAACAACGGCAACAACAACGGCAACAACAACAACGGCAACAACAACAACAACAACAGGGUCAGCGAGACUUAUAUUGCGGAAUUCUACGAUGAAAUCCUGCGUCCAGCUUUGAUUCAUAUCCUUCCACAUUCCUCGCCUUCAUUUCCCCCUUAUCGGCUCUUGGGUGGCAUCCUCUCCCGCACCAAGGAUGGCAAGCUGGUGGGUGGGAAGCGUCUGGUUUCUGCUGCUCUGCUAGGUGAACUGGUGGAACAUAUGAGAGAUUGCCUGGAGAGGAAGAAGGAACGCUUCGAAUGGGCUCGCAGCUUCUUCUUUGGCCUUGAGAUCAAGGGAAUCAAACUCAGCACCACACAUCCUGUCCCUUUUAACAAUGGCACAGAGGAAGGGCAGGGUUCCAGUGAAGAGGAUCAAGAGACGAUCUUCAGACAACUUAUCCUGGGGAUGUUUCACAGUGGACUCACAUCUCUAGAACAGCAAAGCACGUGGGUGGAUGUGGGGCUCGAAAUAAGCAGGAAGGCCCAUGUUCUUCACUGGGAUGCAUCAGAGCACCACCGAAUUCUUCAGGUCCUUGCCACAGGGUAUCAGGGGGAUGUGGAAAGACAAUGGACACAGCCUGGAAGGGAGGGGUAUUUCUGCGACAUUCAAGCAGGAAUCCUAUCUCUGGCUGGAGGACGUUGUGCAUUGCCUCAUCUCCCCCGCUUACCCAUUUAUGCACAAUGGUAUGCGUCGGAGAAGGGGGUUUGUAGGAGAGCUGACAGGUUUGACCCUAUGCUGGGAAUCACGAAAAAGAACGUGUUUGGAGAAAAAACCAAGGAUAAACUGAGAGUGGAAUUCGAUAAUCUGGAGGAAGUGUGGAAUUCAGCUCAUCAUGAGAGGACGGAAGGGACGGCAAGAUUGGAGAUACGCGUUCCCCUUCGAAAAGCCAAAAAUUCCCUGAGAACAGUGACAAAGGAGUUCAUCGAGCAGUGCACCAUCUCAGUGCCUGCAGAUCGGUGGUGGCUAUUCAAGCUUCUGAUGGCUCGUGCAUGUCGUCAGGUCAUUGAGGCUCAGAUGAAUGGGACCCCCCGGUCUAGACUGGCACGACAUGCUCUGGAGCUCAGUGCUGCACUCACAUGGCGGAUCAACAUGCUGAACAGGAGACCAGCAGCAGGUUCAUCAGAGCACCAGCUCAUGUGUGCUUCCCUCCCUGUCACCGACAACUUCUCCCACCCAGAUCUGUUAGAUGGACGUGACAGGAAUCCAUGGAGGGCGCAGGCGGAAAAUGAAGAAUACCGCCCAUUUGCCUCGGGAAAUGUCAUCUGGUUCAGGGACAUCGAUUACAACCUGAACAUGACAGAUGAUUGGCAUAGGCCAAUUUCCCCUGGAUUCAAAGCACGAGCCACACUUGGAUUGGGACGGCGUCGGCUACUGCUGGAUCGGUAUCUCAAACACCUCUCCGGCUUUACCAUCGACGAGCUCGAAAGAAUACUUUCAACUACCCCCUACAUCACACCACCUGCUCCUUUCCGUCUACCAAGACCUAACCACACACUUCCACCAGAUCUGCCGGAAUCACUAGAUGAGCUGCUAGCAAAUGCUCAUAUCAAAUUGAAGGAGAGCGCUACCAAGCACCUGAAGGAUUCUUUCCCCAACUCGGAUAACAGUGAUGGGGUCCCUCAGCUCGUUCAAGGGACCACAAACCUGGUAUUGACCAAGAAUAUCCAGCAGAUCCUCGACUUUUACUUUUCCAACGUGCUGCAGACCAUCCCUGUCCCCCAGACGCAAUCCCCAGAGCUGUUCUACCAUACUGUCCGUAAUCCAGACAGUCCAGUUGCACACCCUGGUAUAGGGUACUUUAAAGAACCUGAUCUUUUCCGCAGUGGAUUCACCGGAGCUCACAUCAGGAAGCGCAACCCCCCAGAGUUCCAUGUAGCGUUCCAGCUCUCUUUCCCACCAGCUGACCUGAAAUGGGAAGAAGCAAGGAUGAAGGGGACAUACAAUAGGGAGAGGAGAGGAGGCCAACCCAUGAGAUAUGGGGAUGAGAGAGAGCAAGGGUUGAUAGAGUACAAAAAUGGUGGUAGGGGUUGGAAGCGGCAUUCGUUUCAUGCUGCCUGGUGGGAAUUCAUCCAGAGAUUCGACUAUACUGGUGGCGAUCGUAUUAGGGAGAAGGUCUGGAAGAAUGUGUACUCCAAACUUGUUUGGGCACCCUAUUCUGACCUUUCACGAAUGUGGUACACAACAUCCAACGCCAAAAGUGCAGAGACCUUCCCUGCAGAUAUGGCAGGUCAAAGGCUUCCCAUAAUCAUUCUCAAUCCUUUGAUCGAUGAUAAGGCUAUGUGGGAUGGAUCUUUGAUUAGGAGGAGGGAAUGGGUGUCACCGACCCUGUAG
Cantharellus anzutake is the source of this 2934-nucleotide messenger RNA. RefSeq lists its product as uncharacterized. The record is from RefSeq and is a predicted model, not a curated record. Bases 1 to 2934 code for a protein of 977 amino acids. NCBI's taxonomy places the organism in Eukaryota, Fungi, Basidiomycota, Agaricomycetes, Cantharellales, Hydnaceae. The transcript is spliced from 3 exons.